UCCCUCCCUGUCCCCUCUGUCUAUCCAUAUAUAUUAAUCACUUUCAGUUCAGCCAUUCCACACAGUCUCUCUCUCACGACAGUUUUUGCAGCCAUUCACAAUCUCUAUCUCUAUCUCUCUCUCUCUGUGUCUCAAAAUGGCCGAGUCAUAGAAUAAGGUUUUUGCCGCCUUUUGGUACUCCAUCAUAGGCCGUCUCCUCUGUACCAACAGCAGAAAGGAAGAUCAGAAGGAGGAAAAAAGUGGAGUCCAGAUUUUUGAUCUUCAGCAUUUUGAGUCCUCAUCAACCAAUGUCUGCGUCUUUGGCGUGCACAACUGAUGCCAUGAGGUUGUUGGAGGAAGAGCAGUUUCUUCAGUUGAAUAAGAAAGAGAAGGACCCGUUGAAGCCGAAGCAACCGAUGUCUGCGUUUUUCAUGUUCAGAAAUGAGCGACGAGCAGAGAGCAAGAGUGGCUGGGAGGUAAUUGAAGAAUGGAAUAACAUGACAGAGGAACAGAAGAAGCCGUAUGAAAAGAUUGCUGAUCCCAACAAACCGAAGAAGCCCGCAUCCUCAUUCCUCAUUGCUUGUUUUAAAAAGCAAGCUUGAAUAUUGAUGAAGGAGGCUCUACUUCUCUCUCUCCUUUCCUCUAUUCCCCAACUGUCAACUCUUGCUAUAGGGUUUUAUAUGAUUUAUUCUGUUCAAUUUCGUGUUGAUUUCUUAAAUGGGUUUGGUUUAAGUGGCUUGAUUUCUAGAGCUUUAUGGGUUUGAUAUCGUAAAUGGGUUUGAUUUUACUGUAAUGAUUUGCAGCAAAAAUGUCUGGGUUUGAACGCUUGAAAGGAAUACUGUUAUAUUAUUUCCUUGAUUCUGUAAAUAAAAUGUGUGGGAAUUUAGGUUUGGUAAAUAUAGCUGCUGAUGACUUGUUGCUUGUGGUACUUGUUAGUAUAAUAAUUCUGGUUAUAGUUUAAUUUUUCAUUUGUGACGAUGCGAUUAUCAUCAUACAAUAAUACUCCCUUGGUUUGUUGUGUGCUUUUUAGCUUCAUAAAGCCUUAGUGUAGCACUUGAAUCUUCAAAAUGUAAACUUGUCUACCGGAACAAACAAUCUGCUGCUGCGUCCAGCUCUUCUGUUUCGGAAGGUAGUGGCAGUGUUACACUCAAGUCACCAGGGAUUUGCAGCCCUACUGCUACAUCCCCGUCUCAUUGGUACUGUUCUCUAACUUCUGUGCUUCUACAUUUUAAUUGUAGUUACUAUAGUAUGUUAUCAAUUGCUAUAAUUGAAGUUUGGGUGCAAGUGAAAUUGAAUCUGAAAUUUACAGAUAAUGAAUAGUAUUGUUUAGUCCAUUUCCUUUUAUAGACUCAAUUCAUUUUCUUUUCUUUUCUUUUCUUUUUUCCAUUCCUUGAUGAUUACAAGCCAUAUGUAAUUUACUUGUGUUGCUUAAAGAUUGGAACUUGGAAGGGGUUUUAAUAGUUAUUGAGCUUAAAACCAAUAAUCUUCUAUGAAUGGCUGUCAUACAAGUGUU
Molecule: messenger RNA, 1492 nt
Organism: Camellia sinensis
Lineage: Eukaryota; Viridiplantae; Streptophyta; Magnoliopsida; Ericales; Theaceae
Source: RefSeq, a predicted model, not a curated record